AUGAGAAAGCCUGAUGAUAGUGAUGAUCAAUUGGAGAAUGUAGUUGUGUCUCCUGUUCGGAAAAGUUUAAGAAUCAAAAUGUCAAAGCCAGAUGUUGUGAGUAAGACUGAGGAAAAAGCAAUUGUGAAGAGAAAAGCAGUAAAAAAGUCUUCAUCUGGUAAAAGAAAAGCAGAACCUGUUAUAUUAAAAAGAGAUAUUAAGAUGAGAAGGCUUGGCAGUGAUAAUUUGAAUAAAGAUGAUUCUCUUCAGAAAUUUGAUCUGUUAAUUGCUCCUACUAGUCGGUUCGUGGGAAAAGUUGGCAAGGCUUGUUCCAUUGAUGUGAUAACUAAUAUUAUUUCCAAGCUUAGUCCUAAUCAAAUGUCUAUAUUCAAGAGCAGUAGGUUUGGUGUGUUUCUGGGAUUAGGAAAGGAUGUAUUGAGUCUUAGGCUUAUACAUUCUAUACUGCUUAGGGAAGUUCAUUAUCCAGAUAUGUCCGAGCUUUGGUUUAAUUUUGGUUCGCGUAACAUGCGCUUUAGUCUGUAUGAGUUUGGAUUGGUUAGUGGUCUUGUUUGCGGUGGGGAUGAGUCUAGAUUUUCCAAUUACUGUGAUGGUGGAAUCUUUUUUGGUAAAUUCUUUGGCGAUGAUAAUAGAAUUACUCGUCAGGUUAUAGAAGCUAAGUUUAAUGAUGCAGUUUGGGAUAAUGAUGAUGAUGCUGUGAAGUUUGCAAAGCUGUAUUUUGUGCAAUAUUUUCUGUUGGGCAGUCUUGAAAGUACAUUGGUUGACAGUCGUUUCAUUCACUUGUUGGACUGUCUAGAUUUUGAUGAUUUUCCGUGGGGAAAAUAUUCAUUUCAGUUAUUCGUCCAGUCUACAAAGAACAAACUUUGGACAUUUCUGCAGGCAUCAAAACAAUCUACGUUUUAUCGACUGUAUGGUUUCCCCCAUGCCAUUCAAUUUUGGUUUUAUGAAACCUUGACUACAGUUCCUGAAUUUUUGUGUUCGUUGAGCAAUGCUGCUGCGUUUCCUCGGUUUUUGCGUUGGAGUCCGAAGAAUAUUAAAAAGAUUCAGAACUUUGAUUUUAAAGUUUAUGAUGAUCCAACUGAAAAGGUUAAAGCUGGUCCAAAUAUUAAAGCAACUGAUUUCGAGUUAAGUCAGAAUAUUGUGACUGGACUCAAUCAUCAACACUUCAUUGUUGCUUCCAAUUCGGAUGACGAAAGUAUUUUGGAAGUUGCUAAGUCUGCUUGCUUUGAUUUUGUGAAUGAACUUAAAGAUUUGGUGUUUGACAGUGGUGUUGAAUAUUCUGAUUUGGAGUUAGAUAUUCGAAAGCAGAUUUAUGAUUCUAUUGUGAAUUUUGAAAACAACAAAUUAACUGAUAUUUUCAAGGAUAAUUCUGGAGAGGAUGAAAAUGUAGAAGAACAGAUAUAUUCUUCUGAUAAUGAUGUUGGUGAUAGUUCUUCUAAGGAUAAUGAUAAAUCUUACAAGGAAGAAACUGAAAAUGAAGAGCAACAAUUUAAUAAUGAGGAUGUUACUGUUUUAGAUGGUGGAGAGAUUGAUGCUGAAGUACAUGAUCAAUCCAUUGCUGAGAAUGUUUCUGGUCCUGAGAAUGUUUCUGGUCUUGAGAGUGGAAAGAUUGAUGCUGAUGCUAAUGCUCAAGAUAUUACUGGUGAUGUUGAGAUGGAUGGUGUAAUGAAUUAUAAUUCUGAUAACUAUCACCAAGAGUCUUCAGAGGUAGAUAAAGCUAAUGAGAAUGUUAAUGUUAAUGUUGGGGUACAUGAUCAUGUUGAUCCUGCUGAUGAUCAAUCCAUUGAGCAAGUUGCUGAUUUUGAUAAUGCAAAGAUUAAUGUUGAAUCCAAUGCUCCAAUUAUUGCUGGUGAAGUUGCUGCUGAUGUUAAUAUGGAUGAGCGAUAUGAAGAAGUUGGUGUUGCGGGUGGGGCUGUUGAGAAGGAUACUGGUGGUAUGGUAGAAGUUAAUAUUGUUAAUGAAAAUGAAGUUUUGGGAAUUGGAGAGGCUGCUGGAAAAGAUGGAGGAAUGGGAGAGCUUAAUGUUAACAAGGAUGCUAAUGAAGAUGGUGAUUCAAAUUUAAAAAAACUAAUGCAAGAUGAAGUUGAUAAGCUUGGUGAUAUCUGCAGUGAUGAGUUUAUAGUAAAUCCAUCUGAUGUUGCUGCUGAAAAUGUUAUUGUAGCUGUUCCUUCUGAAAAGGCAUCAUUACAAAAUGUUAACUCUCAAUCGGAUGAGAUAGCUGACCUGACUUCUUCUGAGGCAGAUAUAUUGAAGAUUGUUAAUACAAUGUCUGCUUUUAUUCCUGCUGAGAAACAGUUGACUGAACCGGCUGAUUUAGGUGAAAAACUUGAUUUACCUAAUAUCAUAGCUAAAAAUGAUGCAAUAGUUGCUGUUCCGAAAAGUAGACAAAAACUUGUUUUUAAAAGGAAACAAACUCUGAAUCAGGUAGCAGCUGGAUAUGCACUUCUCGAAAGAGUGAAGAAUUUAGAUGCGCCUGAAAAAGUUGCAGCCGUUCGGAAUGCUUUCGUAAAUCAUUGUUCUUUGUUGAUUGAAAGUGUUCAUGAUAUGUGUAAUCAGUUCUGGCUUUCUGAAUUUAAUGAUUGGAUUGAAACUAAUACAUAUAAGAAACCACAUCCAUGCGGUGAAAUUUACUAUCCGAGAGAAAAGAUUUUACGGCCAGGAUUCAGACUUGGUGGUGAGGGUAUAACUAUAAAAGAUUUCUUUCAUAAGCUGAAUACACCCGGUGGUUAUUUGGAAUCGAGUCAUAUUGACUAUUUGUUUGCAUACCUGAGGAAGAAGUGUAAAUUUCUGAACAAUAAUUACACGGUUUGUGGAAACUGGUUUGACCAGUACAUUCAAAACGGGUAUAAACUGUACUUGGAGACUCAGAAUCUUAUUGAAUUACCACAGUUUGAAGCAAUCUACAAUUUUAUAGUUGGAGAGGAUGGACUUUAUAAGAGGGCCUGGGGUGAUGUCAAGCAUGUGCUAUUUCCAAUUCACCGUAAAGUUGACGGCGAAAAUAAUGACCAUUUUAUUCUUGGAAGGUUAAGUUUUGAUGACAGAAAUUUUUAUGGGUAUAACUCUUUGAGAACUGACUUAUAUGACGAGUUUGCACGUAAUGCUAUUACUGCAUAUUCAACGUUGCUGCCAUUAAUAUUGGAAUGUGUUGGAUUUUAUGAUCGUGCUGAUAUCAACUUCUACUCGGAUCAUUAUAUUGGAAAGAAUAAAAGUGAUCCCUUUUCUUUUUCGUUUGUAGAAGAUGUUCCUGUUCAACAAGAUUCUGAUUAUGGUGUGUAUGCUGCUGCUUUUGCUGAAUAUCUGAUUGAAGGUGAAUGUAGUCCUAGGGCUCUGCGUAUUCAGCAAAUACGUAACAGAUAUGCAGUUAACCUUUACAUGUAUGGUAGGUGGAAGAACAAGACUGGUUAUAUUUCUGAAGAAGACUAG
Molecule: messenger RNA, 3420 nt
Organism: Mercurialis annua (annual mercury)
Lineage: Eukaryota; Viridiplantae; Streptophyta; Magnoliopsida; Malpighiales; Euphorbiaceae
Exons: 13
Coding region: 1-3420 (1139 amino acids)
Source: RefSeq, a predicted model, not a curated record